This is a messenger RNA of Amoebophrya sp. A25, 1070 nucleotides long. Lineage: Eukaryota; Dinophyceae; Syndiniales; Amoebophryaceae. The record is from the annotation of a GenBank genome assembly.
GGCUGAGGGAACUCGGAGAGCAAGGGCCUAUCGACUUUAAUUGGGCGAUGGCUCGUUUAGCGCUAAGAGACUUCCACCAACAUGACAUGGCCCGCCCACCGCCAGAAGCGACUACGUUUCUUCGAGUAAACGAGCAACGAUCGUCACCAUCAUCUUAGGAGCAAAGACACUUCUGUGAUGGUAAUGAAUAAGUACGGGAGUUUAAACAGUAAGUAACUUUAGUUGAUCAAGGCGGUGGGCCUAGAAUGGUGGAUGACGUUCCUCAAAGUCAGAAGGAAAAUUUAUCAUCACUUCCCUUCGCCUUUCUUUGAUUUUCGCAUUUUUGGAACGAAUUGAGAUCGUGAACUUGAACUAAUGUUGUACCCUCGAACUACGCACUCACAGUUUUCUUCUUUUGUGUCAUAUAUAUAAUUAAUACCCAUGAUGGUAACAGGUAGCGUGAAAUACCUCUUGCGUCACCUCAUACUGUCGUUCGGUAAAGUACCUACUCACCAAGAGUUACAACGUACAAGAAACUUACUACUCCAACAAUCCAGAAGAAUCACGGGGGAGUGAGCCAGAUGGAGAAAAGUGAACACAGCAUAGAUACAUAGGAUACUCCAGCCAAAGAAGCCGUACGGAGGGAGACAACGUCCCGCACUACUAGCAAGUAGAAGUAAGCAUGAACAACGCUAAGAGCAGGCGCAGGGUGGAUGAAAAUGGGCCUGAUCGUAAUCUAUGAGGCAAUAGAUAACAUCAUCAUCCUCCUGAAAUUAAAUACCCACAACAGUCGCCCUUCUUCACGAUCAUCAAUUAAUAUGCUCUCUUUGUAUUAAGUGAGGUUGUUACUUAAGGCAUUGAAACUAUGUUGGUGAGAUGAACAAGCUGCACUACAAAAACCUUUCACGACCUUGGCUUCCCUUGAAAAGUUUUCAGCUCCACCUAAUAAUAAGGUCUUCAUCAUUUUCCUCUCACACCUUCAUCGAGCAAAUAGCAGUUUUUAACUGUUGCAUUUCCUGAGUACACCUCCUUCAUCGAGGCCUCUUGCAUUCCUGAGUACACCCCGGCAAUCUCCACACACCGGUAACAAG